GUGGACGAAAUGCAACGGGGGUUGACAUAUCUGCGCCAGCAGCCCCGGGCAUUAGUGCUACGAGCCUCGGAUGUUAAGCUGGAAGUGACGUCAGAGAACGCAUAACGCAAACGGGCGAGUGUGUUCAAACAGAAAUAUUGAACUUGAACCUGCUCGUGAACUUAAAUUCGAUCGUCGUUGCAGUUUAAUUCGUGAAUAAUUACAAAUAGGGUAGGCAGACGGGUGAUCUGCAGUAAUGACGAUAUCGCCGUCUCUCCAUCAAACGCGAUCAAUACUUGGAGGUCGUGAAACGCGAUACGACGUAAUGAGACCUAAAUUUAAGACUUUCAUCAAGUUAGUCCGCAUUAAGAUACGCAGCAACGCCUUACACCUGCAAAAGAACAAUAAUCUGACUUGUGCAGGGGAAUAAUUAUCGAUCAAUGACACAUAGAUUUUUAAUGUGCUCCGCUGCGCUCAUUUCGACAAGUUCGGAAGGCCGUACGAAUGGAGCCAUGUAUCAUCCAAUCGAUCAGGAUGGUUGACAUUUGGGAGCAAAAAUUGUCGCAUUGGCGAUUUUUCAGUGAUUAUCGCACGCUUGCUAGUUCUCGAUGUGUCAGUUUUAACGUUUUGAACAAUAAUGGUGGAAAAAGAAGAAAGGGUGAAGGUGGAAGAGAAAGGGUAGAUGGAAGAGGGAGACGAAGUAUCGGCACGUGAAGAGGUCAAGGUGACAAAUAGGAGGGACGCAGGGGGGGGAGAUCAUAUUGCGAAGGUCCCCAGCAGCACCGACGCACCGCUGACCUUUAAAAGUUGCGUCCGCCUUGUCACAGUCUUGUUUUGGAGCUUGCAAAAAAAGUAGUUCGCGCGUAGAGCGAUUAGUUGUCAAGAGUGGAAGGAUGCAUCGCUGAGGAGCUCAAAAGAAGCUUAAAGGCAAUUCAACACACAUAGGUUGCACAAUAUGUGCAAACUAUGAGGAGAAAUGAGAAGGAAAGGACUAAUGUAUGCAUGGUGAGAGACGACAACCGUACAGUACCAGGCAAUACAAAGAGGAAAAUACAAGCAGACAAGUAGGAGUAAAAAAGAGAAUGGGAAAUCAGGAAAUUAGUAAAAGAAAAUUGAGCAAAAUAGCGGGAUUAAGAGGUCUUUUAAGAGGCGUAUGUGGAUGCUUCCAAGAUAACGAUAUUGAAGAUAGAAAGUUUCCUUUAAAUAAAGGUAGACAACUUUCAAUCACGAAUGAACUUAUAAAAGUAUCUCAAUAUAUGAUAGCAAAGAGCCAUGAUGUUACUCAAAAUGAAGAUGAGAUGACGGAGCCCGAAGAACUCGACGAACUCGAUGAAUCCGGUAACAGCCUAGAGAUUGUAGAUCUGGCAAUCCCAUCAACAUCAAAAGCAGAUUGUCCACCAUUACAAUCUAAGAUGUGGUAUAGAGAAAUUCAUGAUGUUGUCCAAAAUAAAAAUACGAUGACUGAGUUCGCUGAAGUUGAUAACAGUUUAGAAAUUAUAGAUUUGGCAGUACCAUCAACAUCGACAGCAGACUAUCCUCCAUUACCGUCUAAGAUGUGGUACAAGGAAACACGGAAUGAUAUUCAAGAUAAAAGUAAAUUAAAUGAGCUCAUUAUCGUCGACACCGGCCUAGAAAUUGUAGAUCUAGAGGUUCCAUCAACAUCAACAAACUGUCCAACGACACAAUUCAAGAUGUUGGACAGAGAGAUCCAAGAUGCUGAUAAAAAUAAAUACGAUGAGUAUGACGAGAUUCUAGAGAUUGUACGCACGACAAUUCCAUCCAUAUCAUUAACAAAGCUUCGAUCAUGGAAACCCAGCAUCUUACGACAAAAAUUAAUUUUUGAGAUAGAGAACAUAGGACGUAUUAUGAAAGUUGUACAAACUCAAGUCAACCGCUGGUUAGUCAUUAUAGAUGAAAAAAUAUUUCCAGAGAAAGAGUUUUUACAGGAAUAUUUGGCUGGAGCGGAUAAGUUACAUGAAUUGCAAUGUAAACAAAUAAAGCUUAAACGUGUACAGGAAGAGAUACAAAAAAGGAAGAUUUAAAAAGAUUAGCUAAA
Pogonomyrmex barbatus (red harvester ant) is the source of this 2035-nucleotide messenger RNA. RefSeq names its product serine/threonine-protein kinase A-Raf-like. Gene Ontology annotation, biological process: protein phosphorylation; MAPK cascade. NCBI's taxonomy places the organism in Eukaryota, Metazoa, Arthropoda, Insecta, Hymenoptera, Formicidae. Gene Ontology annotation, molecular function: ATP binding; MAP kinase kinase kinase activity. The record is from RefSeq and is a predicted model, not a curated record.